This is a messenger RNA of Phodopus roborovskii (desert hamster), 2355 nucleotides long. It is a transcript of the gene Mfsd11, whose product is annotated as major facilitator superfamily domain containing 11. The coding region runs from base 227 to 1576 and encodes 449 amino acids. The record is from RefSeq and is a predicted model, not a curated record. The transcript has 14 exons. Lineage: Eukaryota; Metazoa; Chordata; Mammalia; Rodentia; Cricetidae.
CCAUGGCGUCCUCGGCGUCGCGCUUGUCGUGGAAGCGGACGAAGGCGAAGCCGCGGGACUCCUUGGUGUAGCGGUCCCGCGGGAUGUACACGUCCCCGACGCGGCCGUACUUCUCGAAGACGCGCCUCAGCGUGUCGGGCGAGGUGCGGGUUGUCAGGGGCUUCGGCUGGAGGAGGAGAGGUGACUGCCCUGGGCCGCUGCUGCCCUCCGACCAAGAGGAGCCAGAAUGUCCCCGGAAUCUAAAAAGCUUUUCAACAUCAUCAUUCUAGGAGUUGCCUUUAUGUUUAUGUUCACCGCCUUUCAAACUUGUGGAAAUGUGGCGCAAACUGUCAUCAGAAGCUUAAAUAGCACAGAUUUUCAUGGCAGUGGAUAUACCAGCUUGGCAAUUAUUUAUGGCGUGUUCUCUGCUUCAAAUUUGAUCACUCCCUCCGUGGUCACCAUCGUAGGACCUCAAAUCUCUAUGUUUGUCAGCGGCUUGUUUUACAGCAUGUACAUUGCCGUUUUUAUCCAGCCUUUCCCAUGGUCCUUCUACACGGCGUCUGUUUUCAUUGGAAUUGCAGCUGCUGUGCUUUGGACAGCACAAGGAAACUGCCUGACAAUAAAUUCCGAUGAGCACACAAUCGGGAGAAACAGCGGCAUUUUCUGGGCACUCUUACAGUCUAGCUUGUUCUUUGGAAAUCUCUACAUAUAUUUUGCCUGGCAAGGGAAAACUCAAAUUUCAGAGAAGGACCGAAGGACAGUGUUCAUUGCCCUGACGGUGAUAAGUCUCGUGGGAACUGUUCUGUUCUUUCUUAUUCGGAAACCGGACUCUGAGAAUGUCCUUGGAGAAGAAGAGUCUUGCGAUGACCAGGACAUGGAAGCCCCUGAGUCUGCCCAGAACAAUGUGACGAAGGCAGUAGAUGCGUUUAAAAAGUCUCUGAAGUUAUGUGUCACCAAGGAGAUGCUCCUUCUAAGUGUUACGACUGCCUAUACAGGUCUGGAGCUCACUUUCUUCUCUGGGGUGUAUGGGACCUGUAUUGGGGCCGUAAACAAAUUUGGGACAGAAGAGAAAAGCCUCAUCGGACUCUCUGGAAUUUUCAUCGGCACUGGAGAAAUUUUAGGUGGAAGCCUCUUCGGCCUGCUGAGCAAGAAUAAUCGAUUCGGCAGGAACCCAGUGGUGCUGCUGGGCUCCCUGGUGCAUUUAAUAGCCUUCUACCUGAUCUUCCUCAACAUGCCCGGAGAUGCGCCCAUCGCCCCCGUGGAAGGGACUGACAGUGUUGCGUACAUCAGGCCCAGCAAAGAAGUUGCCAUUCUCUGCAGUUUUCUGCUGGGCCUGGGAGACAGCUGCUUCAACACCCAGCUGCUUAGCAUUUUGGGCUUUCUCUACUCAGAGGACAGUGCGCCAGCUUUUGCAGUCUUCAAGUUUGUUCAGUCGAUCUGCGCAGCUGUGGCUUUUUUCUACAGCAACUACCUCCUCCUCCACUGGCAGCUCCUGGUCAUGGUGAUAUUUGGGUUUCUUGGAACCGUUUCAUUCUUCACUGUGGAGUGGGAUGCUGCUGCCAUCGUGGCCCGAGGCUCUGACUACCGAAGUAUUUGAUGAGGCCCAAGUCUCCAAGAAACAGACGGUCACAUUACAGAGCUAGUUCAAGCAGCUGCCUGCAUAACCGAUGAACGAUGACGUUGAGUCUGGCGGAGACUCUGGCGUUGAGCUCACGGAGCCUCACGGUUUAAAGCAGGAGAGUUAGGGAACCCUGUUGUCAGCUCCAGCCCUCGUUUGUCCACCCACCUUCCUCAGCUUCCCACAAUCAUGUCUCGUCCUCCUUCUCACGGAAAGACCCUGCCUGGAAUGCCAUGUGUCACUCAGGAUUCUUGCGAGCUGUGGAGUAUGUUUCACUACUUAGGACCAGGAAGCAGAUGCCACUCCACGCGUGGCUCUGGGAAGGACUUUCAAAUAAAUGGUGAGGGCGCUGAGACACAGUUGUUUUGAGAUAGGGCCUCACUGUGUAGCCCAGGCUGGCCUGGGACUUGCAGCCCUCCCCCUGCCUCCGGGGUUGGGUUGUAGAGUGUGCCCAACACACAAUUUAAAAUGCCCAGUCUUUUUUGAGGUAGGAGCUUGAUAUGCAGCCUUGACUGGCCUGGACUUUGUAUGCCAGAAAAUGCUCCUGCCUUUGCCUCUAGAAUGCUGGGAUGAUGAGAAUACGCCACCACGCACACUCGGCACGAGACCUUAGCUUCUCUUGAAAUGCUUUGUUGAACAAGUCCUCUUACCCUUCCUGGCGAGGAGUAGCCAGUUACAUGUCAUGAAAUGAAGUAAAGACUGCCAUUUGUCGAUUAAUAAAAGCUUAUUUAGAGAAGUAAAGAAUGUUUACUCCGGGA